Messenger RNA from Paramuricea clavata, 2151 nucleotides. Lineage: Eukaryota; Metazoa; Cnidaria; Anthozoa; Malacalcyonacea; Plexauridae. The record is from the annotation of a GenBank genome assembly.
AUGCCGUUGGACGAGCUGACAAAGAAAAGAAGAACACGCGCAGCGCACAGAGGUUCAGCAACGAAGAUAGGGACGAAGAUAAAAGAAUGUUUAGCGAAUGCGAGUGAAACGCCUCAGACGGACAAGAAUGUGCUGAAACAGCUGAGAGACACGCUGAGCGAGAAACUCGAAGCCUUGAAACUUUUAGAUAACGAGAUUGUCGAGGUACUAAGUAAUAGUGAAGCCGAAGACGCAGAACAACAGCUGGAAAAGGAAAUUCAGGAGACAGAUGAUACGCGAGCUGAAUUACAAAAAAUAAUUCUCGACGUAAAUGACGCAUUGUUCGAAGCGCCGUCACUACCACAAGGUCAAAGUACACCAUCGAAUCUGAGUAUGAACGCUACACCAAAACAGACUGUUCGCGCAAGGCUCCCAAAGUUAGAGGUGAAAAGAUUUAAUGGGAAAAUUCAAGAGUGGCAAGAAUUUUGGGACUCUUUUGAUAGCUCGGUCAACCAGAAUGACGCUUUAUCCGAUGUAGAUAAAUUCGCGUAUUUGAAAGGUCUACUGGUUGGUCCCGCGCAGACAACUAUCGCAGGGUUCACGUUGACAGCAACGAACUAUAAAGAAGCAUUAGAACUCCUAAAGACACGAUAUGGGAAGAAAACGGCGAUACAGAGAGCCCAUAUUCAAGCGUUGAUGAACAUAAAACCAGUAUACAACGAGCGAGAUGUGCGUCGACUACGGGAAUUGUACCAUGCCUGUGAGACAAACUGCCGAGGUCUGAAAACCCUGGGAGUGGACGAAAGUUCGUAUGCUACGAUUGUUGUUCCGGAAAUACUCGACAAGCUGCCGGAAUCCCUUCGUUUGACAAUAACUCGUGGGGCAAGUGACAUCAGACUUUCUAAGUUGGACGAUGAAGGAUAUUUUAAAAGCACUAAGUGGAUCAGACUUUCUAAGUUGGACGAUGAAGGAUAUUUUAAAAGCACUGCUAGAUGAAAUUGAAUUACGCGAAGCACACGAAUCAUCUACGACGAACACGUCAAAACAAGAACGAAGGAAACCACAGUUUCUAGAUGGAUCGGCGGGUGCUCUUGUGAAUCAUACCACCAGGGAAGGGAAGCCAAGAUGCGUAUAUUGUUUACAAGAACAUUUAUCACAAGAUUGUAAGAAAAUUCAGAAUGCUGGUGAGCGUAAACAGAUACUUCGUAAGUACGGACGGUGUUUUGUAUGUUUAAAAAGAGGACAUAUUAGUAGUAAUUGUUUAAAUACGAGUAAAUGUAGUGCAUGCAGUAAACGACAUCAUAGUUCUAUUUGUGAGAGCCAUGCUAAUGGGUCUAUAACCGCUGACGUCGUUCAUUCCACACAUUCGUGCGUUGGGUCAGCAAAUAGAGUAGCAUUGCAGACAGCUCAGGCUUUGGUGUUGGGAGGAAAGGAUAAUGUGAGAGUGCGGGUUAUGUUUGACUCAGGAAGUCAACGGUCAUUCGUUACGGGCAAGGUAGCUCAGAAGGCAGGAGUGCCAGUAAAGAGGAAGGAAUGGGUAGAAAUUAGAACGUUCGGACAGGAGCCAGUAAAGAAGAAGGAAUGGGUAGAAAUUAGAACGUUCGGACAGGAGAAAGUUGAAGGGAAGUUGAGAGAAGUGUUUGAAUUGAGUGUAGCCCCAGUACAGGGGGGAGAGAGUGUUAGCAUUGAAGUUUAUGGAGUAGACAGCAUUUCACAGAUUAGGAAUGAGCAUGUAGAGACAAGGAAGAAAGAUUACCCACAUUUGCAAGGGUUAUGGUUUUCCGAUGUUUGUAAGACCAAGAAUGUGUUAGAAAUAGAGUUACUAAUCGGCGCAGAUUAUUUGUGGAUAUUUCAAGAAGGGCGUACGGUUAGGGGCAAGAGUGAUGAACCUGUUGCGGUACAAACCAAAUUAGGAUGGGUGUUGUCAGGUCCACUGAAGAGUAGCUCUGAAGAUGAUGAUGGUCCUACAUCGUGUGCACAGGUAAGUAUAAACCUUAUUGGGCAUGUAAAUUCAUCAAAAAAUAGGUCCCUUGAAGCAUGUGUUGAAAAAUUAUGGGAUUAUGAAACGUUAGGUAUAAAGCAUGAAGAGGAAGCUAGUGAGUUAUUAAAUGAUUCAAUACAUUUCAAUGGCCAACGAUAUAGUGUAAGUUUACCUUGGAAGGAAGGGCAUAG